This is a messenger RNA of Morus notabilis, 2161 nucleotides long. Its product is annotated as asparagine--tRNA ligase, cytoplasmic 1. The transcript is spliced from 6 exons. Lineage: Eukaryota; Viridiplantae; Streptophyta; Magnoliopsida; Rosales; Moraceae. Gene Ontology annotation, biological process: asparaginyl-tRNA aminoacylation. Bases 75 to 1793 code for a protein of 572 amino acids. Gene Ontology annotation, molecular function: asparagine-tRNA ligase activity; ATP binding; nucleic acid binding. Gene Ontology annotation, cellular component: mitochondrion. The record is from RefSeq and is a predicted model, not a curated record.
CCCAAAUUAGGGUUUUUAACCGCCAACCCAAGAAAAAGCUAAAAUUUCCCCAUCCGAACCAAGAGAGCUCAACAAUGGCAGACGAUUCCACGCCGCCGACGGCGCAACUUUCUCAAACGACCUUAAACGACGCCGUUUCCAGCUCCGAUUCCCUCAGAGCCGAGUUCUCCGACCGCGUCCCAAUCCGAUCCAUCCUUUCCCGACCCGACGGCGGCGCCGGACUCGCCGGGAACCGAGUCCGGGUAGGCGGGUGGGUUAAGACCGGUCGGAAGGCGGACAAGGACGCCUUCGCGUUCUUGGAGCUCAACGACGGGUCCUGCCCGGGGAAUUUGCAGGUGAUUGUGGAGGCCGACAAGGCUGACCUCGGGCAGCUUGUUCCCACCGGUACCUGCGUCGCCGUCGACGGAGUUCUAAAGCUGCCUCCGGCGGGGACCAAGCAGAAGGUGGAGCUUCGAGUGGAGAAGGUGGUCCAUGUGGGCCCGGUUGAUCCGGCGAAGUAUCCCUUGCCGAAGACCAGGCUCACGCUUGAGUUCCUCAGGGACUUUGUUCAUCUUCGUCCGAGAACCAAUACGAUUUCUGCUGUUGCUCGAAUCAGAAAUGCGCUUGCAUAUGCUACCCACACGUUCUUCCAAAAGCACGGCUUUCUUUAUGUGCACACUCCAAUUAUAACCACAAGUGAUUGUGAGGGUGCUGGUGAAAUGUUUCAAGUGACAACUUUGAUUAGUGAGGCUGAAAGGUUGGAGAAGGAUCUUAUUAAGAAUCCUCCUCCGACAGAGUCGGACUUAGAAGCUGCUAGGCUUGUUGUCAAGGAGAAGGGAGAUUUUGUUUCCCAGCUGAAAUCAGCUAAAGCAAGUAAACAGGAAAUUGGUGCUUCUGUGGCUGAACUUAAAAAAGCAAAGGAGAAUCUUGCAAAGCUGGAGGAGAGGUCUAAGCUUAAGCCGGGAAUUCCCCAAAAGGACGGGAAGAUUGAUUAUACCCAAGAUUUCUUUGCUCGUCAAGCCUUUUUGACAGUUUCUGGCCAAUUACAAGUUGAAUCUUUUGUGUGUUCUCUUAGUAGCGUCUAUACAUUUGGACCUACUUUUCGUGCUGAGAACUCUCACACCUCGAGGCAUUUGGCAGAAUUCUGGAUGGUGGAGCCUGAAAUAGCUUUUGCAGAACUGGAGGAUGAUAUGAAAUGUGCAGAGGCAUAUGUGAGAUUUUUAUGUCAGUGGUUGCUCGACAAUUGCUACGACGAUAUGGAAUUUAUGGCUGACAAAUUUGAUAAGGGUUGCAUCAACCGGCUUAAAUUGGUUUCUUCAACCCCUUUUGAGCGGAUAACAUAUACCAAAGCAGUAGAACUGCUGGAGGAGGCUGUUAAGAACGGAAAAGUGUUUGAGAAUAAAGUAGAGUGGGGUAUUGAUUUGGCAUCUGAGCACGAGAGAUACCUGACGGAGGUUAUGUUCCAAAAGCCUGUUAUAGUAUAUAAUUAUCCAAAAGGAAUUAAAGCAUUUUACAUGAGGCUGAACGAUGAUGGCAAGACAGUGGCUGCUAUGGAUGUCCUUGUACCAAAGGUUGGGGAGUUGAUAGGAGGAAGUCAAAGGGAGGAACGUUAUGAUGUCAUUCAAAGCAGAAUCCAGGAGAUGGGGCUGCCCACCGAGCCAUACGAGUGGUACCUUGACUUGCGUCGCUAUGGGACAGUGAAACAUAGCGGCUUUGGUUUAGGAUUCGAGAGAAUGAUUCUCUUUGCCACUGGCAUUGACAACAUUAGAGAUGUUAUUCCCUUCCCCAGAUACCCUGGGAGAGCAGAUCUUUGAUUGUAGUUUCACAAGAAGUUUGUGUCUUUUGUCAUUGGAUUUCAAAGCAAAAUUGUCCCCUGGUGUCAUAUUCUAAUUUUAUUUAUAGCAUCAUAUACCUCAUUUUUUGAUCCAAACGAAGCUGAAUUAAGAAAUUGUUUGAUCUACAUUGUUCUUUUCUUCUUGGAGCCCUACGUUUGUCUUGUCAUGCCUUUGGAUGUUCUUUCGAGCAUAUUGCCUGUUCUUGCAGUUAUUGUAUUAGUCAAAUUGAAAGUCUGUCGUAGACAUGCAUAAACCUACUUUCUUGAAUUUCGAAGAUGUUAUAGAAUUUCCAAGUCUUCGUUCACUUUCUUUGGUCAUUUUGUUAUAAAGAUGUCACAGUUUUUCUG